This is a messenger RNA of Trachemys scripta elegans, 3620 nucleotides long. RefSeq names its product post-glycosylphosphatidylinositol attachment to proteins 6 (gene PGAP6). The transcript has 14 exons. Gene Ontology annotation, cellular component: plasma membrane. Lineage: Eukaryota; Metazoa; Chordata; Testudines; Emydidae. The coding region runs from base 109 to 2442 and encodes 777 amino acids. The record is from RefSeq and is a predicted model, not a curated record.
GCGGGGCGGGACUCGGCGGCCAGGGAGCCGCAGGGGCGGCGAUGGGGUCCCGCGGCGGGAGGAGUCCGCGGCCCCGGGCGGCGAUGCCAGGAUAGCGCAGCUGGUGCCAUGGUGCGGGCAGCGGCCCCAGCGCUCGGGCUCCUCCUCCUGCGGCUGCUGCAGCUUCUCUCGCUCCCCGCCGCCCGCAGCAGCGGCCCCGGCGGCCCCGGCGACCUCCUGUACAUCUCUGAGUAUUUUUCUCAGAGUGCCCAGAAGCUGUCCUUCUACAGCUGGUAUGGGAACACCAAACUCUUCCGCUUCCAGGUGCCGGAGGACACGGUACUGCUGCGCUUUCUCCUGCAGGCGUCCAAGGGAAAAGGACCUGAGUGCACCAGUAUGGAGAUCACCAUCUACUUCCGUUACGGAGCCCCUCCCGUUAUUAACCCACUGGGCACUCGGUUUCCCUCAAAUGCAACUGUCCGCCCAUCCUACAACCUAACCAUGACUCUAAGCAUCACUCUGCAGAACAGUAUCUUUGUGAACAUCACCAACCCAGCUGCCGGAGACUGGUUCAUCGCUGCACACCUGCCUCAGGCUGCAGGCAAGAUCGAAGUGAAGGGUUUCUCCAUUCCAUGCGCCUAUAUAUUCCAGCCGGACAUGUUUGUGCUGAGACUUGUUGAUGUCCCUGUCCUGCAGCCGGACACUCCCCUGCAGCAAACCAUUGCCUCUCCUGCUAGGCCACUGCAUGUCAAGAUCUUCAUCCCUGAGUACACUGCCACGAUGCAGUUCACACUGCGGAGCUGUGUGGUGAACAGCACAAAGGCUUGUGCCAUCCGGGUCAUGCUGGGCUCCAUCAUGCUGCCACAGUCCUUCCAGAAAACCCUCAGCUGCAAGGGGACAGCGGAUUGCAGCCUGGUCCUCCAUUCGCCCCCAUGGGAGAAGUGGCUGCAGAUCAUGGCAGAGAAUCUGGACACCACCAACGCCAGCAUCUCCUUUGAGAUGAUUGCCUCCUUCACAGCUUGCAAGCCGGGGAGCACCAAUUUAUUCCUUAACUUCUACAACAGCCUGAAUCAGAGCCAGAGCACUCCAGCCCUGGGCGGGGGUCGCAAUGCCAGCACCCUGGGAAUGUUGGGGAACACCACUCUACUCGCAGUGAGUGCUGCAAACAAUGCAUCCAACCCAGGGACCUUCUGCGUCCAGAAUCAGCCCGUCAUCCGUGAGGACCUGGACGUUGCCUCUGUGAGGUUCAGAGUUAUAAAUGGGCCCAGCAUUCCUGUCCACUCUGAAUUCCCCACGCUUCUCCUCUUCAACUUGAAUACUGGCAUGGACAGUGGAGGCACCCUGGUGGUGAACCUGCUGCUGAACGAGACUUCCCUGAGCAUAGGCAAUGCUAGUGUGUUCGCGUGCAUGAGUGCUGCCUCUCCAGUGCUGACCCUCAAUACCACACAGAACUGCAGCACAGCUUUUUUCCAGGGCUACCCUCUGAACGUGACUGGGUCCUCCACAGAAGCAACGCUGAUUAUUCCCUACCCAGAGACUGACAACUGGUUCCUUUCCCUGCAGCUCAUCUGCCCACGGGGCCAGGGAGAAUGUAACAAAGCGAAAGCCAAAGUGACCGUCUCCACAUACCUCACCCCCUGCUUUGACGACUGUGGAACAUAUGGACAGUGCAGUCUUCUGAGAAGACAUGGCUACCUCUACGCCGGCUGCAGCUGUAAAGCUGGUUGGGGUGGAUGGAGCUGCACUGAUAACACUAAAGCCCAGUCUGUCGGCUCACAGAAUCUGGCCACCCUUCUUCUCACGCUCAGUAACCUCAUGUUCCUGCCAGCCAUUGCAGUUGCUCUGUAUCGCUACUACCUGGUGGAAGCCUCUGUUUACACCUACACCAUGUUCUUCUCCACGUUCUACCAUGCGUGUGACCAGCCAGGAGUUGCUGUGAUGUGCAUCAUGGAUUACGACACUCUGCAGUACUGCGACUUCCUGGGCUCCGUAGUCGCCAUUUGGGUGACGAUCCUGUGUAUGGCCCGAGUGAAGAAAAUCUUAAAAUAUGUUCUCUUUGUGCUGGGGACCCUGUUAAUUGCCAUGUCCCUGCAGCUGGACCGCAGAGGGAUUUGGAACAUGAUGGGCCCCUGUCUUUUUGCUCUCAUCAUCAUGAUCAUGGCAUGGGUUUACCACGGAGUGAAGCGCCGCCAUUGCUACCCCACCUCAUGGAAGCGCUGGGUUUUCUACCUCAUUCCAGGGAUCACCUUGGCUUUCGUCGCCAUCUCAGUGUAUGCAUUCAUGGAAACCAGUGACAACUACUACUACACGCACAGCAUCUGGCACAUCCUGGUGGCCAGCAGCGUGGCUUUCCUACUCCCGCCUUGUGAUAAGCAUAAGAAUCCCUGGGCCUGGUCACAGAAGCUCAUCUGUCGCUAUCAGAUAUGCAAAAAUGACCGUGAGGAGCUCUAUGCAGUGACCUGAGUCGGGCUGGCAUGCAGGGCCACAGGCCAGUGGGAUGGAGGACUUGCUUGGGCCCCCCUUCUCCAGACGAGUGAGAACUGCCACCUGUGCAUGCUCAGAACUCAGUAGUGUUUUUGCUGGCUAGCCAGGGCAGCACAAUGGCAGGAGCAGGUUUGACUGCAGAUGCUAGGCCUCUGCCUUUGGGGAAAAUGGGGACAAGAAGUCCCCGCACCCCUCCACGGGAUAGGGAGAGGCUUCUAAUGUGUUUUAUAAAGAAAGGAAUAGCCUGCAUCCACGUGCCACCAAAAAGCCAAGAGCUCCAUUCCUUCCAGCCAUGGCAGCUGGUCUGGGGCUCGCUGUUACCUACCAUAGUGAGGUCUCUGGCACCAGAGCUCCUCUCUAGAUGCCAACUCCUCGCAGAGGGCUCCAGGAUGGUGCCUGGCUUUGUUUCCACUAGGAGUUCCUGUGAUCUCACCUCCCUUUGCCAUGGAAAGGGCAACUACCCCAGCUGUGUAUUAGCUGGAGCCGGUGGCCUCCUUCAGCAAGGCAUGUCUGUCUCAUCUUGGCGUUACUGGGGAGCUGCAGGGGUGCGGUGGGCUGCCCAUCCCAAAGCAAAACUAUGGAAAUAGAGGCACAUUGUGCCCAUAUAUUCUAGAAUUAGCUGCCCCUUUGCCCAUCUCCAUAAUAUGCUCAAGGGUUUGAGUCCUUCACAUCCAGCUUUGCAUUGGGGGAAUAAUAACUGACGUGGAAAUUCUGCCACUGAAACAAGAACCAAACCCCAGAUCAGGCUACUGUUUUCACUCCUGUUUCUAUCAAGUGUCAGGUCAGCAGCUGCUGGAGUUUGUUUAAAUGCCUUGGCGGCUAUAGCAUCCACAGCUGAGAUCAUGUCCAGGGCCGUCCUUACCCAUACGCAAAGUACGCAACUGUGUAGGGCACCAGGAAAUUUCCUGGUGCCCUGUGCAGCUGCGUGCUACUCUAGCCCCUGCUCCAGCUCUUCCGCAUGGCCCCUUCCCUGCCCCAGCCCCGGCUCUUCCCGGCCCCAGCCCCACUCCCCUGAGGACUCCAGAAGCAGUCAGGCCUGCACCCACCGGUAAGUAGAGCAACCCGGCCCCAGCCUGCUCCGCUCCCCUGGCUCCCAGCCGCGCUGCCGGCGAGUGCUGGGGGGCAGUUCCCCCCUCCUCCCAAGGCUGGGAGCCAGG